Messenger RNA from Hemibagrus wyckioides, 4588 nucleotides. Its product is annotated as zinc finger protein 771. Gene Ontology annotation, biological process: central nervous system development; regulation of transcription by RNA polymerase II. Lineage: Eukaryota; Metazoa; Chordata; Actinopteri; Siluriformes; Bagridae. Gene Ontology annotation, cellular component: nucleus. The record is from RefSeq and is a predicted model, not a curated record. The coding region runs from base 430 to 2106 and encodes 558 amino acids. Gene Ontology annotation, molecular function: DNA-binding transcription factor activity, RNA polymerase II-specific; RNA polymerase II cis-regulatory region sequence-specific DNA binding. The transcript is spliced from 2 exons.
GAGCGCGUUCAUUUAUCCGAAAGAAAAAAACCACAGAACUAGUCAGGCUUUUAGAGACGCCUGCAGUUUUAGCAGAUUUCUUCUGUUUAUUCAAGAAGCUAAGCUAAAAAAGGAAAACAAUCCCAACAGACACCGUGUUUGUGUCCGAAACUUUUACAAGUCCAUCGCUGGAUUGUUAUCGCGUGUUUUUGUUUGCACAGCCCUCUUCCUUUCUGCGUCACCCAAACGCUUUAGCUUUAGCCACCUAGCCUGUGAGAUCCAGAGAGCCCUGGAAGUGUGUGUCUCUCUCUCUCUCUCUCUGUGUGUGUGUGUGUGUGUGUGUGUGUGUGUGUGUUCAGGAGUCUCUCUCUCUGUCUCUCUCUCACACACACACACAACAUAACGGUUCGUCCCUUCCUUUUGUUUAUGACUUUGGUUUAAGGUGCAACAAUGAACUCGAAGAACCUCAAGGCUUUCCUGGAGUCCUCUCUAAACGAGAUCUUCAAGGCGACUGUGGAUAACAUCCUGGACUCUGUAGACCAGACUCUGGCCGAGUAUCAGGGACAGAUCCGGCGGAUUACCUCAGAAAAUGAGAGUCUGAGAGAAAAACUGCGGGCUCAAGAGGCCAUCACAUGCCAGGUGAACACAGUGCAGGACGAUCUUGUUGUUGAUGAUGGGGACUUAAAACCAACGUUUCUUCAUCAUCCCACUUUACCUGGACAUAAAGGUCCAGGGAAAGCCUCUCAGAAACAGAGGGAUGAUUGGAGAAAAACAGCAGGAAGCUCUAGGCCUGUAUUACUGAAACAAAGCCCCCGUCCAACCGACAGCGGAGCGCAUCAGUUAGACGAAGAAGCGCCGAGUACCACAGGACCUUACGUAAAGAUUGACCCAGACUUUGACAAUGACGGGAGCUUGUUAAAUCAUCAAUCCCCUGUUAACCUUACUACUAAGAUUAUUAAAGUCGAAGGGUCCGAUGAGAACUUUUCAGAAUGUUACAUCGGAUCUCCAACAGACCAAUCCCGAGACAGCGACGGCGAGAUUCAAGUAACCAUGGUGUCCAAUAAACACCUGAGCAGCACUAUGAGUGAAGAUGAAGCCAGUGAUAUUGGUCAUCACGAAUCGGAGAAGUCGGCACAGAGCAUAUCUGAGGAGGAUAUCGAAGAUCCAAAUGACGACGGCGUUCUUGGUGUCUGUUUUGACGGCGAUGUUGGGCUGGCUUUAGAACCAGACAAGGGAUUUAUAGAAAUAUUUCAAUCGACGGACUCUGCAAACUCGAAAGAGCUGAAAGACAGCAAAACCUUCCACUGCGCACUUUGCGAUAAGAGCUUCGGUCGAAUGGCGUCGCUUAACAUACACAUGAGGACUCAUACCUCAGAGAGAGCUCACAUCUGCACCUACUGCGGCAAGGGUUUUAGCCGAGCUGAUCUUCUGAAGAACCAUCAACGCACCCACACAGGAGAGAGACCGUAUUCCUGUAACCUGUGCGGAAAGAGUUACGGUCAUCAGGGGCAGCUCCGGAUCCAUAAACGAACCCACACUGGUGAGAAACCCUACGCCUGCCCACACUGCGCCAAGCGCUUUACUGAACACAACCAACUCAAAGUGCACCUCCGGACGCACACAGGCGAGCGGCCGUACUCGUGCAGCGUCUGCGCCAAGACUUUCGCCAGUGCUGGAAACCUGAGGAUCCAUCUCCGGAUUCACAGUGGAGAAAAACCGCAUUGUUGUAGCCAGUGCGGGAAGAGGUUCAACAGCCAAGGUGACCUCAAAACACAUCUGCGCGUACACACGGGUGAACGUCCGUACCACUGCGAUCUCUGCGAAAAGACUUUCAGCCAGGCCGGCCACCUCAGCAUCCACAUGCGCAUGCACACGGGCGAGAGGCCGUACGAAUGCAAUAUAUGCGGACGCACCUUCACUGUGGCCAGCAGCCUCAAGCUCCAUCAGCUCACCCACACCGGAGAGAAGCUGCACACCUGCGUACGCUGCGAGAAAAGCUUCAGCAGGGCCAGCCAUUUGAAAAGACACGAGCAGCUUCACAUCAAAGAGGAAGCUUUACUGAUGGCUGCUGAUCAGUCGUCGUCGUCGCCACCGCUGGUAGAUCAAAAGCUUCAUGGUGGACACUAAGUACAAAAUUUGGAAGGGAUGGAGUGAACGAUGGCUUCAUCCUCACACACUGUGGCCAUGUUAUCGAGUAAACCUUCCUCGUUGGCCGCUUUGUAUCAUCAGUUUGUCAACACCUCCACUGCCCCAUCCACCAACAUAGGUGACUACCGCUGAGCACAUGUCAUUUCGAUGGUGGUCUGUUCUCAGUACAGCAGUGGAAUUGACAUUUGUAGUGUGUGGCCUAUCAGGAACGUGCAAUCUGCCCUCUUCUGCAUGAAUUGCUGUGGCAUCAUCGGGAUUCAAACUCGCGAUCCCCCGACAAUAAGGUGGGAGCUUUUAGUAACAAUGUUUUAAAGACUCCAGACAUUAUUGCAGAACCUGCAGAAGGUGUGCAGCCAGAGAUCGAAGAGAGAUCAUCUUUUUUUUCUGAGCACAACACUGCUCCACGAUCUUGGUACAGAAUGAAGGAGAGAAACACGGAGCGCUGAGAAACACUGCUGUAUCUUUUACCUUCAUGUCAUACCACUGGGGCCACUGUGCUGAAAAUAAUCCACCAUCCAAAUAGUCCUGUGUUGGUCCCUUUCAGUGAUGGGCAGGUGUCGAGGGCUUGACUCAAUACAGUUAGUAAUGUCGUACACCUAUAAAGUGACCUACGUCUGUGUUACAGUAGCCUGUGAGUGCAGGUAUCUGUCUCCAAUGAAGUGGCACCAUGUGUGUAAUAUUCAUACAUUUCAUUUUGCUUUGCAACCCUUUAUUGCACAGUGAAGGGAAAAUCAAAUAUCCAGGUGCCAAGCAUGACACUUUGGAUUAAUGAGGUUUGAGAAAGUUUGAUGUAAGUUAGUGCUUUGCGUUGGUUUCAAGUUAAAGAAAAUGACCUACUUGCCUGAUCCUUGCACCUUACAUUUCUGCUCUUCUGGUCAUUCUGGGUUCUUGGGUUUCUUCCCAACUCUGGAAAAACAUUCCAGUAGGUGAAUUGGUGAUGCUAAAUUGCCCAAAGGCCUGACACUUACUGGUAUAAGCUCCAGAUCCACCAUGAACCAUGACCAAGAUUGAAGCAGAUCCUACAAGGCAUGAAUGGUCAUUAUGAGAUUUUCUAUAACCAAAGAUGGGUUAAAUUACCAUUCUGCACAUUUUAAUCGUUACUUUUAACACUUCCUAAAAGUACACCAUUCAUUUCAGUUCGUCGUUAAAGCUUAUAGAAAUUGAAUGCAGGACGAUUAUGUGGGCCGCUUUCCUGCAAUACCUUUUAAAAAGAGCUUGAAAUAAUGUUUAGAUACAUGUGGCGACCCUUCAUGUGGCAAAUAUUUGGACAUUAUCCCUCAUGUAUAAUUCUCAAACUUUUCUCUUUGGCACUCAAUCACAUAGUUCGAACAUCCGACUGCCUCCAGAAAUGAAAAGCGAUUACAUUCCAGCUGUGGUGCAGGAGCAUCAUGGAGGUUUUUCCACAGCUGGUGUCUGAUUACAGAUGGAAUUGAUUUAAGCGUUAUGUAGCUGUCCAAAUAAUUCAUCAAACCCGAUGUUUCAGCUAUUUUUUCCCCUUAUUUUAUAUAUUUAUAUAUAUAUAUAAUAAUGGCAGCCACAUUGAAGUCCAGUGGAGUUUCCCAAUCCUCAAUAAUAAUAAAGAGCCUAAUAAAGAGAGUAAAUAUGACAAAAAUGUUCUUCAAUAUAUGGUACCUUCUCAUUUGUGACGUUUUCAAUCUUAAAAAUUGCUCUGAUAAUUUUUUAGCUUUAAUUGGAACUGCUGACGCAUUGAUUCCGGCACUUUCUCCUCACUGGAAACCGAAUUUCUUUUAUUUUUAUUUUUUUUAAAAAUGGAAUCACAUAAGCAGUGUUAUUCUGUCAUUUUCAUAAUAACCGUCAUUAAUCAUAAUAGAAGGACUCGUGAUGUUUUUUCAAAUGGUGACUAAUUGUAACGUACUGAUCAAAAAUGCUGAAAUUGUUCGUUUUUGUAUCUUAAUAUGAUCGUGUCAUUUUUUAUAUGAUUUCUUUCUCGAUGUUUUUGUGCCCCGGAAACUAGCGAUUUCCGUUCAGAUUAACCGAUUUAUCCAUAAAAAAAAAAUGUUUGAAACACGUUUAUUUCCAUAGUCACGGUUUCUUUAUUAUUGUUUUUUUUUUUUUUUUUAAUUAUGCAUUUUAGGGCAUGCAUUAUUGAGUAUUUUUUUCUCACGGUUCCUGUUUGUGCUUCUUCUUCUCUAUCAGCCUACAUAAAGGAACCAUGUAAACUAAACUCUACAGUCUUUUAAAGUUUAUACUCGUAAAAAAUGGCUGUAGGUUCAAUCAACGGUGAUAAACGUAGCUGUUUGACCAAACACAGGACUGUAUCUAUUUAAAGUGCGCACAUGAUACGACGCUUUUAACUUCAAAUUCCCCUUUGACAAGAAAAAAAGUUAGAUGGUGAAGUUAACUAAAAAAGUUUGUACACGUUAUAAUGAUUAAUAUUGUUUAUUUAGUGGAAAUGUAGUGGAAAUGAAGCCAUUCUUUGCAACUGUCAUUCCAUCAUAAU